UUACAGAUCUGCUAAGUCAGUAGUUAUGAAGGUUUUUCCUUUUCACCCCUCAAGUUGUACUUAAUUUUGGAUAUUUUGGAAAUUCAGUUUUUUCCUCUCUUUUUGAAAGUUGUCUAGUUUUACUGUGGUUAAGUGUGUGAGAUGGAAAAGAUAGAAGAAGCAAAUAGUGCAGCUGUUGAGAGUUGUCAUAGAGUGCUUAAUAUUGUAUCAUAUCCCCAAGAUGAGCAUCAGUUAAGGAGUUUAGUUGAACAAACAGGGGAGACAAUACACAAGUUUAAGAAAGUUGUUUCUCUUCUUAAUACUAGUUGUGGUCAUGCUAGAGUGAGAGUAUCGAAGAAAAUUCUGUCCCCUUUCCCUCAAAACCUCUUUCUUGAAAACCCAAUCUAUCGAACAGAUGAUCAUCCUAAACCCCUUCAACUCCUUCCAAUCAAUUCUGUUGAAAGUCACCCACUUCAAGAAGGGGGAUCCAACGUCAAGAGUGAUCUCACACUGAGAAACUAUUCUUUGGAAUUGAGCUCACGUGGCAAGGAUAUAUCUAACGAAUCCCAGCAAGCACCAUUUCGAAAUUAUCAUUUUCUCGAACAGCAGCUGCAGCAUCAACAGCAAAGAUACCAGCAUCGGUUGAAACAGCAGGCUGAACUGAUGUAUUGUCGUAGUAAUAGUGGCAUUAGUCUGAAUUUCGAUAGCUCUAUGUGCACUCCUACUAUGUCGUCCACUAGGUCUCUUAUCUCUUCGUUGAGCAUUGAUGGGAGUGUUGCUAAUUUGGAGAGAAAUGCCUUCCAUUUAGUUGGGGCAGCUAGAUCUGCCGAUCAGAACUCAUACCAGCUUAAGAGAAGGUGUUCUGGAAGGGGAGAGGAUGGAAGUGGGAAAUGUGGAAGUAGUGGUCGAUGCCACUGCUCAAAGAAGAGGAAGCAUCGUGUUAGAAGAUCAAUCAAAGUACCUGCCAUAAGCAACAAGUUAGCUGAUAUACCCCCUGAUGAGUAUUCAUGGAGGAAGUACGGGCAGAAGCCAAUCAAAGGUUCUCCUCAUCCAAGGGGAUACUACAAAUGUAGUAGCAUGAGAGGCUGUCCUGCAAGGAAACAUGUCGAGAAAUGCUUGGAUGAUCCUUCAAUGCUGAUUGUUACUUAUGAAGGCGAACAUAAUCACCCAAAGUUUCCCUCACAAUCUGCCAACACUUGAAAUUUUGGGGAAAGAUUUGUAGAGACUGCAUCAAGCCUUUGAAAUUAUUUCUUACAUGUCCUUUCGAACUGGCUAGAACUGCUCCUCUACUUGUUUACUUUGUUUAAGUUUGUCGUACAUAUGGGGUUCGAUUCUGGUUCUGAAUGCUUUUUUUACUCCUAAAUGUUGCUAAGUAAAAAAACAAAAUCCAGAAUGGUAGAGUUAUUUGGAUGUUGAGAUUGACUCAUUGUACAAAAAAAAAAAGCCCCCAGUCUUAAUUGACCUUUUUUUUCUUCAAGAAUUUAGAGAUUCCUGCUGGUUCCCUUGUGUUUCAA
Molecule: messenger RNA, 1493 nt
Organism: Olea europaea var. sylvestris
Lineage: Eukaryota; Viridiplantae; Streptophyta; Magnoliopsida; Lamiales; Oleaceae
Product: probable WRKY transcription factor 21
Exons: 3
Coding region: 142-1179 (345 amino acids)
Biological process (GO): regulation of DNA-templated transcription
Molecular function (GO): sequence-specific DNA binding; DNA-binding transcription factor activity
Source: RefSeq, a predicted model, not a curated record